AUGGAGCGGUCCGGUCGGCGGUCAAAGGCGGGUUCGCUGAGUGGAUUGUCUGGCGGGUUCCCCAAUGGAGUCGCGAAUUCGGGGAGUGUACGCCGUCAGCGCUCGCUAGAAUGGAGUGGUGAUAGAUAUAGCAGCAGCGACGAUGACCGUCCCCAGAAGCAGAUUGAUGAUCGGGUGUUUGCUUCUCUUCUGGCUCAGGCUACGCAUCAAUUCGACAGUGAUGGUGAACAUCGUGAACCGGCCUGA
Pieris macdunnoughi is the source of this 246-nucleotide messenger RNA. The record is from the annotation of a GenBank genome assembly. Lineage: Eukaryota; Metazoa; Arthropoda; Insecta; Lepidoptera; Pieridae.